AUGUCCUUUCGCGAAAAUCUCCAAGGAGGUUACCUCUGUGGGCUUGUGCUUGAAACCAUACUCCUCGGUGUAAUCACCGUUCAGGUCUUCCUCUAUUACCAUAGGUUCCCUAAGGACCAUAUCUGUUUGAAAUCUACCGUCGGAUUUUUAUGGCUCGUCCAGAUGUUUCAAGUGACAGCUGCCACAGCUUCGUUGUACAGAGCAUUCAUUCACAAUUUCGAUACUUUGCCCUCAUCUACUAUAUGGUAUGAUACCUUUUACCAGAUUUCUACGGUCAUUUGUUCCACCAUCGUCCAACUUUACUUCGUCCUUCGUCUCUAUCGAUUUGGUGGAUCAAUCUGGCUACCAAUGCUGGUAGCCCUCUUGACGCUGGGGCAAGUUGGGACCGGACUUGCGAUUUGGAUUAAAGCAAAUAUCAGCCACGGUCUCGAAAGCUUCAUCCGACCUAUACGCUACACCGAGAUACCUUGGCUAACGCUGGAGGCGGUGGCAGAUCUCGUGAUUGCCUUCUCUAUGUCAUAUUUCCUCCAGAAGCGCCGCACAGGAUUUCGACAGACGGAUACCGUGUUACGAACAUUGACAGUAUAUGCCAUCAACACUGGCCUGCUGACCAGUAUUUUGGCACUGGCCGUCAUGUUUGCUUUUGUCUUCUACGGCUUCCACUUCAUCCACUUGACCUUCAUCGUGCCACUCGCAGGUGUCUAUACAGCGUCCCUUUUGGCAAAUCUGCAUUCGCGCUCAACACUCCGUGGACAACUUCAUUCCGGAGAAAACGGGAUUUCAAUACACUUGUCCCGCCUUCCUCCCAAGAUACGCAACCAGAUAAGUGCCACCGUUUAG
This is a messenger RNA of Cantharellus anzutake, 840 nucleotides long. RefSeq lists its product as uncharacterized. Bases 1 to 840 code for a protein of 279 amino acids. NCBI's taxonomy places the organism in Eukaryota, Fungi, Basidiomycota, Agaricomycetes, Cantharellales, Hydnaceae. The transcript has 18 exons. The record is from RefSeq and is a predicted model, not a curated record.